Molecule: messenger RNA, 1248 nt
Organism: Thermochaetoides thermophila DSM 1495
Lineage: Eukaryota; Fungi; Ascomycota; Sordariomycetes; Sordariales; Chaetomiaceae
Exons: 5
Coding region: 1-1248 (415 amino acids)
Biological process (GO): transmembrane transport
Molecular function (GO): transmembrane transporter activity
Source: RefSeq, a predicted model, not a curated record
AUGCCACCUCUCUCAGAAGAACCGACACUUGCGCCCAAUACGGCCAGUCAGUCUGACGACGGAAAGAGGACUUCAGCUGGCAAGCAAACAAAUAUGGAUACGGGAGUGACACAGGCUGUUGAGAAGCCUGUGCAAGAUGAGAAGCAGGAUGAACUCACUAGACAACCAAUUGCGAAGCCCACCUCCGGCAAAAAGCUCGAUAAAGUUGAUACACGAGACGACGGUCAGAAGUACCCAAAAGGGACGAAAUUGUACAUGAUUAUCCUUGCGUUGUGUCUGAGUGUGUUUGUCUUGGCGUUGGAUAACUCUAUCAUUGCGACAGCCUUUCCUAAGAUCACAGACCAAUUUCAGAGUCUUUCAGAUGUUGCGUGCUUACCUCCUUACUACCGCUGCUCCGCAACUCCUUUUCGGCCGGCUCUUUACGUCUUCAUCAAAUUUGUUUUCCUCUCCUCCAUCUUUCUCUUUGAAGUCGGUUCUCUGAUUUGUGGUGUUGCCCAAAACAGCGUAACCCUGAUCGCAGGUCGCGCCGUCGCUGGCAUCGGUUCAGCUGGCAUUUUCUCUGGGGCGCUCACCAUCCUCGCUUACUCAGUUCCACUUGCCAAAAGACCUGUUUACUCUGGAGCUAUCAGCAGCAUGUACGGCGUAGCCACACUGCAGUGGGGAGGGACGGAGUACAACUGGAAUAACUGGAGAAUCAUGCUCUUGUUCUGCGUGUUCGGCAUCUUUAUCAUCGUCUUCAUUAUUGAUCAGUGCGUGGUUGCCUCGAUUGGUUAUGGAUUAACGACUCUUCUCGAGCCUGACAGCAGCGACGCGGAAUGGAUUGGAUACCAAAUCAUCAUCGGUAUCGGUGUCGGCGCCGGCUUCCAACAACCCCUGAUGGCUGUGCAGACGGUGCUGGUUAUCUUGGAUAUCCCGACAGGAACGGCGGUCAUUGUCUUCUUGCAGACCCUUGGCGGCGCUCUUUUCGUAUCUGUAGCCCAAAACAUCUUUGCCAAUAAGCUGGUCCAUUACGUGGCCAAGUACGUGCCCGAGCUUGGGGAUGCAUAUUUUGUGCUUGCUGUCGGCGCCACCAACGUCAAGGAGGUCGUUCCUUCUGAGUUCCUGCCUGGCGUCAAGCAGGCGUUUAAUGACGCAUUAACACAGACAUCCGUUCUGUUUGCUGCAUUAGCUGCAACAAGCAUUCUUGGAGCGGCGUUUGUUGAAUGGAAGAGUGUGAGGGGAAAGAAAGUGGAGAUGGUUGCUGCCUGA